Striga asiatica is the source of this 693-nucleotide messenger RNA. The record is from the annotation of a GenBank genome assembly. NCBI's taxonomy places the organism in Eukaryota, Viridiplantae, Streptophyta, Magnoliopsida, Lamiales, Orobanchaceae.
AUGAACUUGGAUUCCACGACCCCACUAACAUUCGACAACGCCUACUUUCAGAAUCUGAUUGAGGGGAAGGACGUGCUCACUUCUGACCAGGUGUUGUUUGAGGACCCGAAUUCUCGGUCUGACGGUGGUGGCCCGAAAUUCCAAGUGGAAUUAGGAAGGCGAGACGGGCUAAUUUCUAAGGCUUCAAUGGUCUCGGGAAAUUUACCGGGACCCAAUUUCAAUCUCGAUCAACUCAAAACUAUGUUCGCCAAAAACAAUCUGUCACAAAUCGACAUGAUUGCCCUUUCAGGGAGUCACACGCUCGGUUUUUCCCACUGUUCCCGUUUCACAAAACGCUUAUACUCCUUCUCCAAUGGCCGCCAGGUGGACCCCACCCUAAACCCUGUUUAUGCGCAAGAUCUGAUGAAAUCGUGCCCCAAUAAUAUUUCAGACGAUAAUAUAGUAUUCAUGGAUCCAGUGACCCCACAGAAGUUUGACAAUGCGUACUAUCAGAAUUUGGUAGAGGGGAAAGGGCUGUUCACGUCCGAUCAGGUGCUGUAUACUGAUCUGAGUUCUCGAUCGACAGUUAAGGAUUUCGCCAGCAACUCGGGUCAGUUUAUCACGGAGUUUGCUACAGCAAUGAGGCGACUUGGCAGGGUUGGGGUGAAAACUGGCGAGCAAGGAGAAAUACGGAAAGAUUGUGCGGCGUUCAAU